Dichomitus squalens LYAD-421 SS1 is the source of this 858-nucleotide messenger RNA. RefSeq names its product urease accessory protein UreG. The transcript has 6 exons. The record is from RefSeq and is a predicted model, not a curated record. NCBI's taxonomy places the organism in Eukaryota, Fungi, Basidiomycota, Agaricomycetes, Polyporales, Polyporaceae. Bases 1 to 858 code for a protein of 285 amino acids. Gene Ontology annotation, molecular function: nickel cation binding; GTPase activity.
AUGUCGGACCCUGUUCAGUUCAUAAACAACCUGUCCGGCGCGGGAGCUGCAGGCCUCGCCCAUACCCACUCACACGAGGGGCAUACACAUUCCCAUGGACCCAACGAACACGGGCAUACACACGAGAUCCUUGAUCAUCCCGGUACGUUCACGGAGCGGGACAUGCCCGACUAUGCAUCCCGCAACUUCGAGGAACGCGGCUUCACGGUCGGCAUUGGCGGACCAGUGGGCUCCGGCAAGACCGCGCUCACGCUGGCGCUCUGCCAGAAGCUCCGCAAGGAGUACAACCUCGGUACGGACCUCCUUCCUCUCCGCGUUCUCACAACGGUGACGAACGACAUCUUCACGCGGGAGGACCAGGAGUUCCUGAUCAAGAACAAGGCGCUCCCCGCCUCGCGCAUCCUCGCCAUCGAGACGGGCGGGUGCCCGCACGCCGCGAUCCGCGAGGACAUCAGCGCGAACAUGGGUGCGCUCGAGACCCUCCAGGCCAAGUACGGCUGCCAGCUGCUGUUCGUCGAGAGCGGGGGCGACAACCUCUCUGCGAACUACUCGCGCGAGCUUGCGGACUACAUCAUCUACGUGAUCGACGUCUCGGGCGGGGACAAGAUCCCUCGGAAGGGCGGCCCAGGGAUCUCUCAGUCUGACUUGCUUGUCAUUAACAAGAUCGAUCUGGCGCCACAUGUCGGCGCAUCGCUCGAGGUCAUGGAUCGGGACGCGAAGCUCAUGCGGGGAGACGGACCCACUGUUUUCACGUCUGUCAGAGAAGGCAAGGGCGUUGACGACGUGGUCGACCUCAUUCUCGCCGCCUGGAGGACUGCAGGGAGCCCUGGCACGCCGGGGCCAGUAGGAGACGAAUGA